Messenger RNA from Peromyscus maniculatus bairdii (prairie deer mouse), 3701 nucleotides. Lineage: Eukaryota; Metazoa; Chordata; Mammalia; Rodentia; Cricetidae. The record is from RefSeq and is a predicted model, not a curated record.
GAGGUAAAGAUGCUGCGGGCGGAACCUGCGGGAGCUAGCGGGAUUCGGGGGCGCUGAAGUCGCAAGGGCAGGGCGGGAAGGAAGAUCCGGAACGGGGCGCGGGAUCCGGAGCUGGAGGCCCCCAGAAUUUCCCUUCUGUGAAAAGGCAAGCUGGUCUGGAUAAGUGAGGCCGGCCCCAUGUAUCCAGAAUCAACCACGGGGUCCCCGGCUCGACUCUCUCUGCGGCAGACAGGCUCCCCUGGAAUGAUCUACAGUACUCGGUAUGGAAGUCCCAAAAGACAACUCCAGUUUUACAGGAACCUGGGCAAAUCCGGCCUUCGGGUCUCCUGCCUGGGGCUUGGAACAUGGGUGACCUUCGGGGGCCAGAUCACCGAUGAGAUGGCAGAGCACCUAAUGACCUUAGCCUAUGACAAUGGCAUUAACCUGUUCGACACCGCAGAGGUCUACGCUGCUGGCAAGGCUGAAGUGGUAUUAGGAAACAUCAUUAAGAAGAAGGGAUGGAGACGGUCCAGCCUCGUCAUCACCACCAAGAUCUUCUGGGGUGGAAAAGCGGAGACAGAGAGAGGCCUUUCCCGGAAGCACAUAAUCGAAGGACUGAAGGCGUCCCUGGAGAGGCUGCAGCUGGAGUAUGUGGACGUGGUUUUUGCCAACCGCCCAGACCCCAACACGCCCAUGGAAGGGGACCCAUUUAGUUCCUUCAAGUCAAGGACAUUCAUCAUUGAAGAGACCGUGCGGGCCAUGACCCACGUCAUCAACCAGGGGAUGGCCAUGUACUGGGGCACGUCACGCUGGAGUUCCAUGGAGAUCAUGGAGGCAUACUCAGUGGCUCGGCAGUUCAACCUGAUCCCGCCCAUCUGCGAGCAGGCUGAGUACCACAUGUUCCAGAGAGAGAAGGUGGAGGUCCAGCUGCCAGAGCUGUUCCACAAGAUAGGUGUGGGUGCCAUGACCUGGUCCCCUUUGGCCUGUGGCAUCGUCUCAGGAAAGUAUGACAGUGGCAUCCCACCCUACUCCAGAGCCUCCCUCAAGGGCUACCAGUGGUUGAAGGACAAGAUCCUGAGUGAGGAGGGCCGGCGCCAGCAGGCCAAGCUGAAGGAACUGCAGGCGAUUGCUGAGCGUCUAGGCUGCACCCUUCCCCAGCUGGCCAUCGCCUGGUGCCUGAGGAACGAGGGUGUCAGCUCUGUGCUUCUGGGUGCUUCCAAUGCAGAGCAACUUAUGGAAAACAUUGGCGCAAUACAGGUCCUUCCAAAAUUGUCGUCUUCCAUCGUCCAUGAGAUCGAUAGCAUUCUGGGCAAUAAACCCUACAGCAAAAAGGACUAUAGAUCCUAAGUUACCCCCACCACCUGCUUGGACAGUUUCCGGUCCCCUCCUCGUCUCUGUUCGCUCGCUUCUGCUGUUUCAAAGCCAAAUGCAGAGUGUGGUUCGUAUCCCAGGGGAAAACACUAUGCCCAGAUGUUACCAGGAAACGAUCUCCAAAGUCACCGCCAGAUGCCACCUACCGCUUCUUCACUGGAUACUACCUGAUGGGUGCCAGAUGGCAUUGAUUAGGGGAGACAUUCAAAGGCUCCCACCCAAGCUUCCGCCUCUGUUUAUUCUUCAAGAAGGAACAUUUGCCCCCAGUCAUGGCCCUCCGUGGAGAUUCCAGAAGUCAUGGCCAAGUGGAGAUCUAAUCCUCGGAGCAGGCAGGGCUGGCCUCUCUGCCAAGAACCCCUGCCUCUGAAGAGGGGUCUGCCGCUUCCUAGCACCCUUUCUUCUUCCAGAUCCUGGUGGUUAAGGCAGGGCCUCCCUCUUUCCAUGGACACCAGGCACUUUGUCCAAGGCUGGCCUGGGGUCUCAAUCUUCCCAGACCUUGACAUGUCCCACAUGCCCAGUGGGCCAUGGCUGGGAUUAUACCGACCUAGCUGGCCCUUGGCCCCCACCCUUACCCUUGCUGGCAGGGGCAAGGAUCCCAGCUGGCUUUCCCAGCGUCUUCCACCCUCCAUACAUCUGCUGAGUCCCACAGCAGGGAAGCCCAGCAGGCUUGGAUGGAGCCCAUUGGAGUACGCCCCUCUGUCAAGAGCUGUAGACAAACAUGGUAGCCGGCCACACCACAGGCAGGUGGCUGCAGACUGGGCCCAUGCUCACAAGACCGCAUUCCUCUCAGACCUUCCUCUAAUACCUCUGCUGUCCUGGAGCAGAGGGCUUGUGACUUGGGCUCUGCACAGAAAAGGCACAUAAGCUUUUCAGUGAGGGGGCUCCCCGGGGCUCCUGCUGCUGCAGGCUAAGGGACUGGGGGAACAGAACUCCAGUAACAGCCCCCAAGAAAAGAUCCCCAGGGACCUCUCCCUGAAAAGAUGGCCAAGACUACUCAUUCUCUGCUGCCUACCAUCGUGCUGGCCCAGGAAGGAUGGGGAGAGGGGGAAGGGACAGGACAGGCAGCCCCUUGGCAGUGGGAGCUAGGCGGAUAGUGGUGCCAGGAAGCCUGCAGGUUUGAGCAAUGCAUGCUGCCUGGAGGCCCAAUCCCAUGGUCCUGUGAUGCUUUAGGGACAGGGUCCUACCCAUGUGUGCCAGCUAGCUCCCUAGAAGACCCAAGCCUCCUGCCCUGGACAGGCAGGGGCCAGUUCCCAGGCAUGUACCCUGGAGGCACAGCCCCCGGCUUCUCUUCUGUAGCUGCUGUUCCAAGGCUCCUCCCUGCCGCUCUUCAUCAUCUGUUGUCCAGCCAGAGCUGGGCAGAGGCUUGGACAUGGUGGGGAUGGAGGGAAGAGACAGGAAGAAAGGCAGGCAGGGUGGGAAGCUUCCUCUCUCACACACAAUACCCCCUGCAGACCCUGGGCUCUCGGGCCCUCACCACUGCUCAUAGCCCCAAGCCCUGAGACCUCAGAAGCAGCCCUGUGGGUGUGGGGAUAGAAGCCAUUAGGCUCUGGACCCUCCCUACCUGGCUGGAGGAGCCUGCUUCCAGGACAGGGCCCUGCAGUGGCCCAGCAGGAAGUAGCCAGCCCUGUAUAUACAGCUGGCCUUGGCCCUGCUUGCUACAUGGACCAGGCAUGCAAGGAUGCCCACAGCUACACUCAGAGCUAAGCUCCUUCAAGAGACAGGAAGACAGGCUGCAUGGUGAACUGGGUUACAUGAGCCCUAGAUGCAGGCAGCCUCCGGGAUGACAGUUUAACGUGUUUAUGAGAUGUCUUCUUCCUUUGCGGAGUUGGGGCUUUGCUUAAGGACAGGAUCACUCGCCUCCAUGGAGGGGUUUGGGUAAGACGGUCUUAGGAGACCACCAAAGACCCGUGCAGGCAGCUUAUAAAGGGGGAGCUUGCCCCUGGCCCUUGAAGGGUCUAAGGCCAGCUCCUUCCUCCAUGGCCACAGAUCUCCCCUUCCUCUGGCCCCAGCUGCCUACUGGUCAGUCCCAGCCAGCCUCCAGCACCUUCUCACCUUGAGCACAGCCAGCCGGGCCUGGUGCAGGAGGGGCGCUUUGAGGGAUCUGACGCAUGGAGCCCUGCUAUUGCUCAUCCCAGACCCAAGGUCCUGAGGCACGGCAGGGCAGCUGUGUGCCCUGCUCUCAUCCAUCAUGUACAUAAUGUGCUUUCUCUCCCGUUUUUUAAUGAGCGCGGCUCCUUGCUAAUUGCACCCCACCAGGCCGACCGCCAGCGCCUCCAGCUUCCUGACAGACUCUCCAAGGUGCAGCCCGUAUUUAUGGAAUGACAAAUAAAACCCGAGCCCUUCUGUCUCCA